Molecule: messenger RNA, 813 nt
Organism: Lodderomyces oxycetoniae
Lineage: Eukaryota; Fungi; Ascomycota; Pichiomycetes; Serinales; Debaryomycetaceae
Exons: 2
Coding region: 1-813 (270 amino acids)
Cellular component (GO): nucleus; cytoplasm
Molecular function (GO): RNA binding
Source: RefSeq, a predicted model, not a curated record
AUGUCUUUCCAGAACAAAAAUUUGUACGAUUUGUUAGGUAACGACGUAGAGGAUGACUCUGCAGCAGUUGCUCCAGUGAAGGAAGUUGUCAAAAAGAACACUAGUUCCAAGAAGGCCGAUGUUGCACCUCAAUCAGCGGACCCAGCUAAGGCCAAGAAGAAGAGCAAGCCAACCGGUAAUGAGGGGGCAUUAAAGACCAAAAUUUCCAACAAGGAAGAGCCAGUUCCACAGUCUGCUGUUUCUAAACAUCAAAAGAAACCAUUUGACCGUCACUCAAGGUCCGGAAAAACCGACUCAAAGAAGAAAUUGCAACAAGGAUGGGGUGAGAGUGAUAACAGAGAAUUGGUUAAUGAGAUUGAAGGUGCCGAGGAUGCUGAGGCCGAAUUAGAAGCAGAAGAGCAAGAAGAAGUUGAGGUUACGCCAAAGAAAUCCUUACAGGAAUAUCUUGCUGAGCAACAACAGAAGCAAAAGGAAUUGGAUGGUGCUAAGAAAUUGAGACAAGCCAAUGAAGGAUCUGAGCAGAAAUGGUCAUCAGAAGAGAAGAUUGAAAAACAAGAAGAAGCUUAUUUUGCAUCAACUCACCAAAAGAAGACCAAAGUUAAAGCUCCAAAGGAAAAAGUGUUUUUGGAAGUAGAAGCAACAUUUUUCGACGAAAAACCUCAAUCUUUUGAAAGAAACAGUAACUCGAGAGGAGGUUUCAGGGGAGGUAAGAGAGGCGGUUUCAGAGGUGGUGCUAGAAGAGGCGACAACUUUAGAGGUGGACAGGUAGAAACCAAAUCAAGUUUCAAUGAAAAGGAUUAUCCCUCAUUAUAA